AUGCCAAAGAGAAAGACCUUGACUGGCAGGGGAAAACGCCAGAGAGAUAAAGACCGCAAGAGGGAAAAGAGGCAGGAGCAGUCCUUGCCAUCAUCAGAUACUCCUCCAGAUUCUGCUGUCCCAGCUGGAGCAGUAGAUGGAGCUAUCUCAGCUCCACCCGGUAAUUUUCCGGGGCAAGGCUCUGUAGGGUUGCCGCCUUUUGAGGAAAAACCCUUGGCCAGGUUGCAGGCCUCUCUUCGCGAGAAAAUGCAACCAACUGCCCUGAGUAACGCAUCUUCUCAGGGAAGUCGUCUGUGUGCCCGAAACGGAGGCAUGGCACCGUCCCCUGACUCCCCACCGUGGGUUUGUACUCCAGCGAGGGUACCUGAGCCGGACACCGUGCACGUGUCUGACUCAGCAGGUCAGGCGCAGCUGGAUAUGUCAUCCUCCAAGGGGGAUGAGUCCAGCAGGAUAUUGAUUGAUGCAAACCAGAUUAAAAGAACGAGAUCUAAAAAGGAUACUAAAAGGAAUUUAUAUGAUGAAAAUGAGAAUAUAGAUAGUGUAUAUGAGAGAAAUAAAUCAGAGUGCAGAAUUGGAAGACUGUGUACUGGUGAACUUGGUGGUGACUAUGCUUGUGUAAAUAAAGAUGAACCAGUAACAUUGGACAAGGUAUCUAUUCAAGGGUCUUUUCAUCAAGGUGACUUAAUGUUUGGUGAAAAUGCAGGAACACAAUGUGUUGCGAACUCGUUAGCAGCAUUAGCAUACCAUAAAGUAAAGAAUUCUAAUCAGUGGCAAACUUCAGAUAUGAAUAAAGUGUUAGCAACAGGAGAUGAGCUUUAUACAUACCUACAGCGUAGUUCAACCAUUGUCAGUAGGUAUCUUUUUGUGAACGAGUUGCCUCAAUUUUUUGAGUGUUUUAAUACAAUGUUUGAGUUCAAAGCAUGCGAAUCUCUAUGCAGCCUAAUAAAUUUGUCAAAUGUAGAACCAAACUAUGAUGAAUUUAAUGCAUAUUCACUGACAGAUGCAUUGCAAAUUGGUCUUGGAGAAACAAGUGGGUGUUUUGUAUGCUUCAAGGGAAAUACUUUUUUGGUUGGAAAAACAGAGGAUGGCUUCUUUACAUUUGAUCCACAUUCAAGAUCACAAUCGGGGUGUAUGAGUGUAACUGGAAGGAGUACAAGGAUACUGUAUCAAUCAGUUGAUGAUAUUUACAAUCACAUAUUGUCCUUGGCAAUGUCAAUGGGAAUUUCUGGAAUUACUGAAUGUGAAAUAACAGGUGUUGAUUGUUCAGUUAGCCAGUUUGCAACAACUGAUAAACAUGUAAUUGAAAUCGAGCCAGGAAAAUGUAAUCAGCAAAAUAAAGACUUGAAUUUAGCAUUUCAAGAAAACAUAGACCUUUUGACUGCAAAUGUUCAGUCAGAUGCUAAUGGUUUUCAAUCAGUUGCCAAUGAUGAUGUUGAACUCAUUUGCAGUGAAAGUCAUAGUAUAAGUUUUCUGCCACUUUCUAACACUGUGAAAUUACAGCUUUGUCAGACUCUGGGAAUACCACAGUCAGGUACAAAUAGUAAUGUUGAACAGGAUUGCUUUGUGCGAGAAGCAGGUGCACCCAGUGAAUAUGUUGAAAUUGAAGGGGAUGGAAAUUGUUUUUUCAGGGCCAUUUCAUUUUGUUUGAUUGGAGUAGAGGAUUAUCAUUAUGCAAUACGAUCAGCAGUGUGUGAACAUCUACUAAAAAAUAGAACACUGUUUGAAACUUUUGUAAGAUCUACAGAAAGUUCUGUUGAAAAUCACUUGAAUUUAACAGGUAUGUCAAACGAUGGUACAUGGGCAACUGAAAUGGAAAUUCUUGCUCUCUCUCACCUCUUGAGCACUGAUAUACAUACAUAUACAGAAAAUCACUGGGUUACAUUCUCAGGAAAACAGGUAGAACCUAUGAAUGUUCAAAGCACAGGGUCAUUUUAUUUAGUUCAUCAGGAUCAGAAUCAUUAUAAUGUAGUGAUGUCAGUUACUGAGAGAGAAACGAUUAGUUCCAAGGAAAAUAAUGCUCUGUAUGUUGGCAAGAAAGGCUACAGAGAAAGACGUAGAAAUCGAAAUCGUAUGAGGGAAAUGCGUAUCUUUUCAUCGGCCAAAAAAUUAAGUACAGAUCAUGAAAAGAAACUAAAGAAUGGAAAUUACACAGAAAGGAAAUUAAGAGCAGCAAAACUGAAGUACAAGACUGACCUUCAAUUUAGAUUAAAGGCAAUCGCAAAUGGUAAGGAAAGAUAUAAAAGUGAUGGAAUUUUCAAAGCAAAGGCAAAACAGAGGAGCUUGGAAGCUUGUAAAAGGAAAUACACAACAGAUGGUAUCCAUAAACAAUACAAGAAAAGAAGAAGUAUUGAGAAAUAUAGGUCAGAUAUAGUACAUAGAGAGGGUGUUAAACAAAGAAGUAUGGAUAAGUACAAGAAUGAUAAAGAAUACAGAAAGGAUGUUAAACAAAGAAGUAAAGAAAAGUACAGGAAUGAUGAAUUGCACAGAAUGGAUGUAAAACAGAGAAGUAAAGAAAAGUACAGGAAUAAUGAAUUGCACAGAAAGGAUGUAAAACAAAGAAGUACAGAAAAGUACAGGUAUGAUGAAGUACACAAAAAGGAUGUAAAACAAAGAAGUACAGAAAAGUACAGGUAUGAUGAAGUACACAAAAAGGAUGUGAAACAAAGAAGUACAGAAAAAUACAGGAAUGAUGAAGAACACAGAGAGGAUUUAAAACAAAGAAGUGCAGAAAAGUACAGGAAUGAUGAAGUACACAGAAAGAAUUACCAAGAAAAGAGUAUAGAGAAGUACAAAAAUAAUGAAGCACACAGACUGAAUGUUAAACAAAGAAGUAUUAAAAAGUACAAGAAUGAUGAAGAACACAGAGUGGCUAUUAAACAAAGAAGUAUAGAGCAGUACAAGAAUGAUGAAGAACAUAGACAGAAGGUUAAGGCUGUUAAUAAAGUAAAGUAUCAUUUUAGUGCUGCUGAGAAAAAGAAGAAGAAGGAGAAUGUCCUGAAUCAGAGACGAGCACUAAAAGUAAAGUUGGAAGAUGAAGAAGAAGUUUUGAUAUUGUUUAAGGAAAGUGUGAGAGAUGGGCCAGACUACACAUGUUGCUGUUGUAAUCGUUUACUGUUUGAACAUCAAGUCCAACGAUGCACACUUGAAAUGUAUGAGAAAAGACAUGAAGCUUAUAAAAUUGCACAGAUUUGUGUACAGAAAAAAUGCUCCCAUGAUUGUACAUUGUCGUGUUCAGUGCAUUGCCCCCAGUCAUCAUUGUGGAUAUGCUUUACUUGUCAUAGGAAAAUAUUGAGUGGGAAUAUUCCAGCAGAGGCAGCUGUUAAUAAAAUGUCAUUAGAGGAAAUUCCAUGCGAGCUUAGCAGUUUAAACAGUUUGGAGCAGCAUUUAAUUGCUUUGCAUAUUCCCUUUAUGAAAGUGAUGGCUCUUCCACAAGGUGGUCAAAGGAAUGUACAUGGGCCUGUUGUUUGUGUGCCAUCAAAUAUGGAAAAGGCAACAGCUUUACCAAGAAAUGGGGAUGACAAUUUAUUGUUAAGAGUUAAGCUAAAACGAAAGCUUGCGUACAAGGGCUAUUACGAAUACCAAUUUGUUAAUCCAACUCAUGUUAACAUGGCUCUUGAUUAUUUAAGGAAAGAAAACAAAUGGUAUAAAGACGUAGUGAUCAAUACCUUGUGGGAAGGAAAUAGUGACCAAAAUGAUUUGCUAUUUAAUGAGACUAGUGAAUUUGUAGAUGAAGAAGUGAAAGAAGAUGAGAGAGAUGAAAACCCAGUUGCUACUGACACAUGUUUACAGCCAGUAGAUGUGGCACAAGAAGUUCUUGAUCAUUACUUUGAUGAUGUUUACAAUAUAGCACCAGGCGAAGGGAAAAAUCCAGUCCGAAUGUUGCAAGAAGAAGGAAACGAAGCAAAAUCAUUUCCACAUUUAUUUCCAAGUGGCAACUUUUCUUGGAAUGAAGAUCGAGAUGUGAAAAUAACCCUAUCAAGAUAUUUUAACAACAGACUUAUGAAUGCUGAUAACAGAUUUGCUAAGGACACAAAUUACAUCUUCUUCUCUCAAUACAUGUCAGAAUUGAACCAAGUAAUAGAGAAAACACAAAUUUCAAUUCGAAAGUCUUUUUCAAAGCUUGAUAGUGGAAAUGCAGUAACAUCUGAAAUGUUACAGAAUCCUGAUGUUCUCUCAAGACUCUUGAGGAAUGAUGAGGCUUUACGAUUUAUGCAACCCAUUCGAGGAACACCUGCAUAUUGGUCAGCUUCUCAGAAAGAUCUGUUCGCUAUGCUUCGACAGUUAGGUAUCCCAACAUGGUUUUGUUCAUUUUCUGCAGCUGAAUAUAGAUGGAACGAAAUAAUUGCAUCAAUUUUAUUUCAAGAAAAUGAUUCUAGAUCUCCUUCUGAUUUAGACUGGUCAGAAAAGAGUGAGAUUUUGAGAAGCAAUCCAGUUACUGUUGCCAGAAUGUUUGAACAUAGAUUUCAUAUGUUUCAAAGACAUGUAAUAUUGUCACCUUCAAAACCUAUAGGAAAUGUUAUUGAUUUUUUUGUGAGAGUAGAAUUUCAACAAAGGGGCUCUCCACACAUGCACUGCUUGUACUGGAUUGAGAAUGCACCAAAAUUUGAGGAAGAUGGUGAUGAAACUGUUUGUGAUUUUAUUGAUAAAUAUAUCACAUGCGCUUUACCUGCUGAAAAUGAUGACCAAGAGCUGCGAAAAAUUGUUUUAGAUGUUCAACAACAUAGUAAGAACCAUUCAAAAUCCUGUAGGAAAAAGGGAACAGACUGUAGAUUCCACUUUCCAAGACCACCAUCAGAAAGAACAUUUAUUACGAGACAAUGUGAGGAAAAUGAGGAAGACUCGGAGAAAUUCAAUGGAUUGAGUAAAUCUCAGGCUAAAGAUAUUUUGCUGCAUGUUUGGAAUGAAGUUCUUGAUGAUGUGAAUGAAGGCAAAACUGCAGAGGAAAUAUUCACUAAGAUACACUUAUCACAGGAUACUUAUGAAAUGGCCCAUAGGGUAUUAUCUGCAAAAACAAGUACUAUCUUGAAACGAAAUCCAGAUGAAAUGUGGACAAACCAAUACAACACAUGCCUUCUCAGAUGUUGGGAUGCGAAUAUGGACAUACAGUAUAUCCUAGACCCAUUUAGCUGUAUUGUUUACAUAAUUUCAUACAUAUCAAAGUCAGAACGCGAAAUGGGAAUGCUGUUAAAACAAACUCAAGUAGAAUCUGUAGAGGGAAAUUUAAGUGCUCGUCAAACAAUAAGAAGAAUUGGAUCAGCUUAUCUUAAUCAUAGAGAAGUGAGUGCCCAAGAAGCAGUGUACAGAGUUUGUAAUCUAAAAAUGAAAGAAGGAUCAAGAAAAGUGGUGUUUGUUCCAGUUGGUGAAAAUCCGACUCGAUUGAGUAAACCUCUUUCACAAAUGAAAAGAACAUGUAAGAACGAAGAUGAUUUGGAAGAUGAUGACGACAGUAUUUGGAUGACAAAUAUAGUGGAGAGAUAUGAAAAUCGUCCUGAUCUACAUCCUUUUCCUGAAAUGUGCCUUGCAGAAUUUUGCUCAGAGUAUCGUGUUUUGGCGAAAUCUCAAAUUCCAAAGGGAGUAAAAGAAGGUGUUUAUGAAUUGAAAAAUGGAAAUGGCUACAUUCAGAGAAGAACAAGAGCUAAGCCAGCCAUAGUAAGAUAUCCAAGGUUCAAUCCUGAAAAUGCAUCAGAAAAGUAUUAUCAGUCAAUACUACAGCUUUUUCUUCCAUAUUGGACCCAAGAUCAAUUGAAACCACCUGGAUUCAAUUAUCAGGCAUUUUACGAAAACGGGUUUGUCAGAAUAAGAACUGGAAACAAAUUACAGUCAGUCAGGAUUGUGGUUGAAAAUAAUCGUUGUAAUUUCUCAAAGAAUGAGGCUGCCCUUGAAAAUGCUCAGGAAACUCUAGAAGUUUAUGGUGAACCUGAAGAUGCUUGGGCUAACCUUUGUCCAGAAACUGAAAGAAAUCGAGAUGAAUGUCUAAAGGAAAAGAGAAAAACAGAACAAUCAGAAAACAAAGAACAAGAAAUCACCCAUGAAAUUGAACAUGAUGGCGCUUCAGAUUUGAUAUACCAUAUUAGGGAAAGUUCAAACUCAAGGGAAGAAAUUUUGCCUUUACUGCGAAGUUUAAAUGAUAAACAAAAACAGGUUUUCUACAUUGUUCGUGCAUGGUGCUUGAAAAAAGUGGCUGAUAGGAAAGUAGACCCAUUACAUAUCUUUGUUACUGGAGGUGCCGGAACAGGGAAAAGUCACUUGAUAAAAACCAUACAGUAUGAGGCCUCUCGAAUUUUUGAGAAAAUUGUUUUAUCUCCUUCAGAUUUAUCUGUUCUUCUCACAGCUUUUACUGGAACUGCUGCUUUCAAUAUUGGGGGCAAUACAAUUCAUCACGUAUUUUCUUUAACCAAAGCUCUACCCAUUCCAUACGAACCCCUGAAAGAACAGAGUUUGAGUGCAAUGAGAGCAAAGUUAGCUUCUCUGCAGAUUUUGGUCAUCGAUGAAGUCUCAAUGGUUUACAAACGACUUUUGUAUUACAUUCAUGAACGACUGGUACAAAUCAAGAAAUGCAAGGAACCUUUUGGUGGUAUUUCUGUUAUAGCAGUUGGAGAUUUUUACCAACUACCUCCUGUGAAACAACGAAAGUUGGAAAUACUCUACAAAGAAAAUGAUGAAUAUCCCAUAGACUACUGGUUAGACUUCUUCAAAAUUGUUGAGUUAGAAGAAAUAAUGAGACAACGUGAUGAUGCUGCAUUUGCUACAGUUUUGAAUUCACUACGGGUUCGAACGAUUGAAGAACCAGUAUCAGAAAAUGCGAAAACAAUGUUAAAAGACUGCAUCAGAGAUGGACCAGAUGAAGUACUGCAUGUGUAUCCUACAAAUGAAGAAGCGAAUGAGUAUAAUCUCAAGAUGUUGCAAGCAAGUUGUGAAGAACUGAUAGAGAUAUCUGCAGAAGAUUAUCAAAAAGACAACACUACAGGAAAGCUGACUUUACGUGAAAAACCCUUCAUACGGACAAGAACAGAUGGGCUCUCUGCUUCUUUGCUGUUUUCUGUGAAUGCUAGAGUGAUGCUGACAAGAAAUAUUAAUGUUGAAGACGGACUGGUGAAUGGUGCGAUGGGACAUAUUUCAGGAUUUGAUUUUGGACAAGCUCAGCAAAGAAAUAGGGUAGAAGGGAUUAGAAUUUUGUUUGAUAGUGAAGAUAUUGGAAAGCUGCAAGGGAAAAAGACGCAACAUGGAAAUGAAGUAUUGAUUCAAAGAAUACAAGAAGACAUCAAGGAGAAAAAUACAAAGAAUGUUGUACGAUAUCAGUUUCCCUUGAAACUCGCAUGGGCAUGCACAGCACAUAAAGUUCAAGGCAUGACAACAAACAGCGUUGUAGUAAAUUUAGAUCGUACUUUCGCUCCAGGACAGGCAUAUGUUGCUAUUAGCCGUGUCACUUCACAAAAUGGUUUAUUCAUAGAAACAAAGGAUGAAAAUGCAUUACUGAGAAAAAUUUACGCUAAUCCAGAUAUAAAGUCAGCACUUUGUAAGAUGGAGAAAUUAAUCCCAGAGCAAGAUUAUCCAAACUACUAUGAUGAGCGAACCUUCAAAACAGUUGUUUUACUUAAUGUGCAGAGCUUAAGAGCACAUUUUCUUGACCUGAAAAGUGAUGCAAGAUUCCUCCAAGCAGACCUUAUAUGUCUCAAUGAAACAUGGCUGACAGACAAUGAUAGAAUAAAAAAUUUUGAAUUUGAUGACUUUCAAUUCAAUCAUAUUACAAGGAAGCAGUCAUAUGAUGAAAGUGUAGACAGUUUUGCUAAACUUCGCAAGUCCAAAGGAGGAGGGGUAGGUGUGUAUAUGAAGGGAAACGAAAAAGCUUUAGUUCAUGUUUUACCUCAGAAAAAUAUAGAAGGAAUGGCUGUAGAACUUUGUGAGGAGGACACGGUUAUCAUCAUAGUAUAUCGACCAAAUUCUCUCAAUGUCGGUUGCUUCCUUGACUCCCUUCAGAGAGUUGUAGAUUUCUAUAGAGAAUCGUUUUCUCAAUGCCUUAUACUUGGCGAUUUCAACGAAGAUGCACAAUCCAAAGGACCAAUUCAAAGAAUGUUAGAAACGAGUGGAUUUCAACAAAAAGUGAAUUUUUCAACAACAGACAGCAAUUCAGUGUUAGAUCAUGUUUACAUUACAGAACACAUGGAAGCAAGAUUAGAGGCCAUGCCAGUAUAUUACAGCUAUCAUGAUGCUGUUAAAGUUUAUUUAAAAACAAGAUAG
Messenger RNA from Saccostrea cuccullata (small rock oyster), 8238 nucleotides. RefSeq lists its product as uncharacterized. The transcript has a single exon. Gene Ontology annotation, biological process: DNA repair; telomere maintenance. The coding region runs from base 1 to 8238 and encodes 2745 amino acids. Gene Ontology annotation, molecular function: ATP hydrolysis activity; DNA helicase activity. Lineage: Eukaryota; Metazoa; Mollusca; Bivalvia; Ostreida; Ostreidae. The record is from RefSeq and is a predicted model, not a curated record.